This is a messenger RNA of Monoraphidium neglectum, 1881 nucleotides long. RefSeq lists its product as hypothetical. The transcript has a single exon. The coding region runs from base 1 to 1881 and encodes 626 amino acids. NCBI's taxonomy places the organism in Eukaryota, Viridiplantae, Chlorophyta, Chlorophyceae, Sphaeropleales, Selenastraceae. The record is from RefSeq and is a predicted model, not a curated record.
AUGCGGCGUGUUCGGCCGCGCACGGCAGCGAACGGGCGCUCUCCUGAGCCGUCGCCGGCGGCCGCUCCGUUGGCAUCUCAGCUGCUGGCCUCGCCGCUCCCGUCGCCGGCAGUCAGCCCGCGAAAAGUGCCCCAGCGCAAUGCGGGCGCGCCCCCAGGCGGCAAGGCGCCGGCGUCGGCUCGUGCCGCGGCCAGCAGCAUCAGCAAAAAGACCAAAGCGGCCGCCGUACCUGGCGGGGUCACGCGUCUGCGGGCCGCGCUGGUCGUGUUGGCGCUCGCCGGGCUGGCUGCGGUUGGGUGGUUACACACCCACCCACCAGACUCGACGGCCCUGCAGCUGCCGGGCGGGCUCCCCGCGACCGCCGCUGCACGCGCCUUUGAGGCGCUCUCGCUCUUGCAGGCGCGCGGCCGGCUCGCGCUGUGGGAGGCGUCGCAGCAGCUGCAGGGGCUGGCAGAGGCGGCGUGGGACGCGUACGAGUUGCGGCUGGCGCAGCUGCUGAGCAGCUACGGGGGCGGCGGCAGCAUUUUCACGGACCACGAUGCACAGCAUGGCAGUUUUGGCAGCAGCGGCGGCCAUUGGGACGCGUCUGAAAUCGUAGCGCUGCUGCCGGACGGCGCUGCGUGGCAGGAGGUGGCCGCAGACAUUGCAGAGCGCCUCAGGGGCGACGGCGCCGCCGCCGCCGCGGCGCCGGGCCGCAAGGGCACAGGGCUGCUGCUGCGCUGCGUGACUGCGGCCGGCUGCGCCGAGUCCGCGGCCGCCCUGGGGGAGCUCAGCGGCCCGCCCCCCGGCUGCACGCUGCAGCUGGACGGCGCCGCUUUCGGGGGCAGCGCUGCCGGCUCGCCCGCGGCGGCGCUGCAGGCGGCGCUCGCGCCGUUCCUGCGCCGCUGCCCCGCCGGGCUCGUCGUGCUGCGCGACGCGCAGCUGCUGUCGCUGGACGCGCUGCCCGCGCUGCACAGCGCGCUGUCGGAGCUCGGCGGCUUCCAGCACGGCGGCGCCGUCGACGCGUCGCGCGCGGCGUACGCCCUGCUGUACCGCGGGGGCGGCGCGGCGGCCGCGCGGCAUGCGGCGCGCAUGGAGCCCGCCGAGGCGGCGGCGGCGCUCAAGGCCGAGUUUUUCGAGGGCCUCCUCGGGGCCGAGCUGGCGCGGGCCGCGGACGCGGAGCGCGCGUCCUCGGUCCUCGCGCCCAUGCUGCGCGCGCUGCGGCGGCGCGUGGACUUUGCGGCGCCGCUGCGGCUCGGCGCGGGAGAGGCGGCGGAGGCCGAGGGUUAUGCAGCGGCGGCGGCGGAGGCCGAGGGUCAUCCAGCAGCGGCAGCGGCGGCGGCGGAGGCCGAGGGUCAUGCAGCGGCGGCGGCGGCGGCGGCAGAGGACGAGGGAGUGGGUGAGGGCGAGCCUUACUUCGGGACGCCGUUUGACGAUGCGAAAGUCAACGCCGAGGUGCAGGGUGCGGGAGCUGCAGGCGAGGUAGGGGCAGAGGCGGAUGAGGACGCGGCGGAGGGUAACGCAGCCGAGGACAACAAGCCAGAGGCCGGGCAUUUGAAUACAGACGCAGAAUGGGCGGCAGGGGUGGAGGAAGAAGCGGAGGCGGGUGCGGCACAGGGGGCCGGCGCGGGGGAUGCGGACGUUGAGGCAGAUGCGGGCGACAGAGAGGACGCAGUCGACGAGGACAACGCGCGCGCCGAGGCGGUCGCAGGCGGCGAGGCGGACGAGGCUAGCGAUGCGGGCUCAGGUGGAGAAGCAGGCAAGGAGGCAGAGGGAGUGUUGGAGGAGGUCGCGGGCAACAGGGCGGCAACCAGCCAUGAGCGCGUUGCAGAUAUGUCUGGGCAGCAGCAGACAGGGGUGCAUUCGCAGGAUGGGGCUGUCGAGGCGGCAGCCGCUGCCUGA